This is a messenger RNA of Sphenostylis stenocarpa, 399 nucleotides long. Lineage: Eukaryota; Viridiplantae; Streptophyta; Magnoliopsida; Fabales; Fabaceae. The record is from the annotation of a GenBank genome assembly.
AUGGACCCCAGAAUCUCCUUCUCCUAUGAUUUUGUGGUUUCCCAACAAGCAAUCAAGCAUGAAAAUAUAUACAGAGAAGAUCCUGUCUCAUCGGAUUUUGAAUUCUCUGUCAAGAACAAUUCUAUGAUAUCAGCAGAUGAAGUGUUUUACCAGGGCAUGCUGAUGCCUCUGAAGAGUGACUGUUCCAAGAAGGUGACUUUGAGGGAUGAGUUGCUUGCUAAUGACGACUACGAAGAGGAGUUACCAAGAUUACCAAAGAGUUCAAGCCGGUGGAAGGAACGAUUAGGCCUCAAGAGGGUUACAUCUAAGAAAGAUAAGAACAAGAAUGAUGGGUUUCAGCAGAGAGAUGCCAAUGAAAAAGUGUUUACUUCUGGACAAGGAGACAAGACUGUUAGCUGA